GCAGUGCUCGUCCGCCGCCGCGCGUAGCGCCCGCGACGCGUGCUCCGCUACGCCGUAGCCGCGAGCUACGAUUCUUUGUGGUUAUUCCCGAGUGAAUAGUAGCGCUUAGCGCUUGACACAUUUACUGUGCAGUGAAUGGGAACUUUGCAAACUCUCUUUAUUGUUUUCGUUUAAACUUUCUUUUGUUUGUAUUAUUUUCCGAGUGCAAUGUAACAGUGAGUGAUGGGCACAAACAGAAAUGAUCUCGAAAUAGUGAAAGUGUCUUAAACAAUGAAACUAUAGGUAGUGCUUAAACAAUGUUAAACGGGACGGCAGAGCGGGGGCUGUCACUACAGUCCUCGCCCGUCAAAGUGUCAACGUCGCCUGUCCGGGCGGCGUCGAGCCCCGUGCGGGCUCCGCCGUCCCCGCUGAAGUCGUCGCUGUCGCCGGCGGGCCGGCAGCGGUCGCCGCGGCGUUGCCAGUUCGCGGAGGAGUCCAGGGACAAGUGCGGGCCGGGAUGGCUGUGCCGGCGCGGCGCCGGGCAGCUGGAGGAGGCCGAGCCGGAGCGCGCGCCCGGCCCCAGCGCGCCGCAGGGCUGCGAGGACUCCGCGCCGCCGCCCAAGAACUGCUUCCGGCUUGUUAUGCUCGGAUCAGCUCGCGUGGGCAAGACGUCGCUGGUGGCGCGCUUCCUCGGCACCAAGUUCGAGGACAGCUACACGCCCACCAUCGAGGACUUUCACCGCAAGCUGUACCGGAUCAGGGGAGAGGUGUACCAGUUGGACCUGCUGGACACUUCGGGUAACCACCCCUUCCCGGCCAUGAGGAGGCUCUCCUUCUUAACAGGCGAUAUCUUCGUGCUAGUCUUUGCCAUGGAUAGCCGGGAGUCAUUCGAGGAGGUCAUCCGCCUGCGGGAACAGAUCCUCGACACCAAGGCCAGCGCCAUCAGUGGAGGCAGCCGAGGCCGGAGGCAGGUGCCGAGGGUGCCCAUGGCCAUCGCGGGCAACAAGUGCGACAGAGAGCUCAAGACUGUACAACCCGAAGAAGCAACCGCCUACUGUGCCACCCAAGACGGCUCCUGCGUCUUCGUGGAGACCUCCGCCAAGAAGAACUACCACGUGGACGACCUCUUCUACGAGCUGUUCGUCGUCGCCAACCUCCCUCUAGAAAUGGCCCCGAACCACCACAAACGAGUCAACACAACCUUCGGCAGCCCCUGCACCUUACCUCCGACCAGCAGCCAAAGUAAUAGGAGUAAGAAAUGCACAUUAUCCAUUAAAAGAAGGCUGUCAGAUGCCUGCGGCGUUGUAGCCCCGAACGUUCGAAGACCGAGCAUCCGGACAGACCUUAUGAUAAUGAGAACCAAGACUUGUGCCAAAGGAGACAGUGACAGUGCCAGUGGGAGUCCGAAGCUGACUCUGAACCGGCUGGUGCGGUCUAGCGGACAGAAUGAUAAGAGAUCGUGCGUUAUUCAGUGAUAUUUGUAAUGUGUCAGUUAUUAUAGGUACGUUACAGAUCUCUGGAUUGAAAAUUUUU
Molecule: messenger RNA, 1512 nt
Organism: Cydia strobilella
Lineage: Eukaryota; Metazoa; Arthropoda; Insecta; Lepidoptera; Tortricidae
Product: GTP-binding protein Rhes
Exons: 5
Coding region: 297-1454 (385 amino acids)
Biological process (GO): signal transduction
Molecular function (GO): GTPase activity; G-protein beta-subunit binding; GTP binding
Source: RefSeq, a predicted model, not a curated record